Molecule: messenger RNA, 2519 nt
Organism: Dinoponera quadriceps
Lineage: Eukaryota; Metazoa; Arthropoda; Insecta; Hymenoptera; Formicidae
Gene: Vsp37A
Product: vacuolar protein sorting-associated protein 37A
Exons: 5
Coding region: 581-1840 (419 amino acids)
Biological process (GO): protein targeting to vacuole; ubiquitin-dependent protein catabolic process via the multivesicular body sorting pathway; protein targeting to membrane
Cellular component (GO): ESCRT I complex
Source: RefSeq, a predicted model, not a curated record
AAUGAAGGAGCAGACGGACAUUCUUUUUUCAAGUAGCGCUACUCGAUAGCGAGUCACACGUCAUGUGGCCUAUCUUGAAAGAUAAGCAAAUUUCAACAGGCUAGACCUAUGGUGAAAAUAACGAUAAUGAGACGGUCUUGAAAGCGUCUUUUAAAACUUAAAGUUUCUGUUUUUAGACGUGCAGAGACACAAUGUCGCUCUAUCGUAAACGUUUUUUCGCGCCGAGUUAAUGGAAAUUUCACCCGUUAGCGUCGCGAUGGCACAAAGACUGAGGUGAUGUUGCAGUGACGUCGUAAUCGUGAGACAGAAGGGAUAAAAGCCGAGAUCACCAUCUGUUUCAACAGCAACAUCCAACUUGCGGCGACUCGAUGAUGCGACAUCCAACAGCUCUCAGUACGCAUGCGUUCGUCAGCGGAAGGCUGACACAAGGCGUAUUGUAGGACGGGCUUUAUUCACACCGCUAUUCUGGCCUCCUGCGUGAAGUGCGACGGGGUUUAAAACAGCUGUUCUGCUGGAUGGUUGCUUUGACAGGGAGAUCGACGGAUAAAGCGGAUGACUUAUCAGACAUCCAGGCUCUUAAAUGAUAUCGCGAAUAUUCCGUGGAGAAAACGAGAAUGUCGCGCUCAAACGCAAACGGCAAAUCGACACUCUAAAAAUCUUUAACGACAAUGUGAUAGAACUCAGAGAAGAUGUGGACUAUCAGGUGGAAUUUCAUGCCGGCGAAAGACGAAUGGCAAUUAUGGUUUCCCUGUCGCCAAAUUUUCCACUGGAGAAGCCAGUACUUAGAGUUUCCCCACCGAUAAGUCAUCCCUGGUGCAACGAGCAUAGUGAAGUCACCAGUGCACCAGGAUUACUGAAUUUUUCAGUACAUAGUGACCUGGGUCGAGUUGUUCAAGCUAUUAUCAGAGAACUUAGCAAGAAUCCGCCGCAGCUAUUAGAGGAUAUUUCACCUGGCUCUACUAAAUCUCACAGAGACUUACAGGGAAGAAACUCGCCAUCUUACACGCUUCAACAAUAUCCCGAGAUUCCGUCUACGUCGUUCAACUCGUAUUACAGUACGCAGUUCCCACACUUGUCGUCCUCCAGUGCGAACACGAGCAUUUACAAUUGUAAUUACACGAGCUCCGGUCACACGUACGUUUCGAACUCGAAAUCGUUCGGUGGUACGUCGCACCAUACGGCAUAUAUUCCAAGUUCUAGGAGUACCCUUCACAAUACCACACCCACGAGGUACACCUCGAAUCAACACGGCACGGCCUACCUGAAUUCGCACUAUGCAAACACUAACUAUCAGCAGCCGUUGCCAAGUCAAUCGCAAACGAAAGUUCCGCAAAGUAUAAUAUUUCCCGAAUUGAAUAAUCUGACUAACGAGGAAUUGAAGAGGCUCAGCGAGGAUGAAGACAGACUGGACGAAUUUUUGGAGAAACAUUCCCAAAUUAAAGACAUAAACGCGGCGAUCGAAGACGCUAUGGAUUGGGUUGAAAAAACUGCCGAAGCUAACGUAGCCAAAGAACCCGAGCUGAAACAGCUACAAGCUGAUGUGGCAAACAAGGUGAAAACGGUGACUGUGCUGAAAGCCAGAUACGACCAUCUCAUACAACAAUACAACAAACUAUCGGAGGUUUUCACGCCGGAUCACAUAAAAGAGUGUCUGAGACUGGCGGCGGACGAGAGUCACGAACAAAGCGAGAAGAUCGCCGAGGAUUUUCUCAACAGGAAAAUCGACGUCGAGCGCUUUCUCAGCACGUACAUCGAGUGUCGGAAAUUGGGCCAAGCGAGACGAACUAAAGAAGAGAAAUUGGCGCAUCAGUUGAACGAAUUGAAACGAGCUGGUUACUGAAAAAUGGUAAAAAGAGAGAGAUAAAUAGAGAGAGAGAGAGAGCGAGAGAGAGUCUAUAUAUAUAUAUAUAUAUAUAAAGAUAUAUAUAUAAUCAUUUUUUUCUAUGGAUCGAACAAAACUGUAAAUAAGACUUAGUUAAAUUAAACGUUAUUGUGAAUUAAAAAUAGCAUUCUCGUGAUUCGUGACCAAAUAUCUAAUGUGGUUAGAGCAUACGAUUCGACCGAGAGAGAAGCAUUUUUUUAUAAUAAUGUAAAUGUGUAUUAUUCGCUUGUUACUUACGCUACAUUCUCAAUUGCUUUAAAACGCAUGGCAUUCCAGAAUUUAAACACACAUAUAUACACAGACAAGCGGCGCUAAACGUACAAAGUGGUUAAAAGAACAAGUGCUUUAAGGUCAACGGCGAUGAAAUUAAUUGUUACAACGUAACAUUUCCGAAUGAGAUGUAACAGGAGAAAAGAAAGAUUAAAUGGCCAGAAGAGUUAAAUCACGUUGAACAAUCGUGUAAUGGAGUUGCUUCAACGAGUACUUACUCUAUAUAGUGUAAACGACAAGGCUUUAAUUAUAUUAGUUUUGCACGUCUCUCGCGGGAUGCCGUCGCGAUCAGCUCUGACGGAGGUACGUUUUUUACUAUGUAAAUAAACGCGCAGCGUUGUAAUUAAAUCGAUUUUUGGAAAUUUGC